AUGCAGCCUGCGGAUGAGUUAAAAUCCCUGACAUCCAAGAAGAUCCCGAUGGCAGAAAAUCCGCAACAUGCUCUCAACAGUAUGCUCGCCACCGCAGAGUCCCUUUCGAAACGGGGGCUUGAUGUUAACGAAACCUUCGUUUUGCACCUCUUCUUGGAUGCCCUCUCCAACGAGUACGCUAUGACCAAGCACGCCCUCAGACACAAGGAGAGGUUGACAAGGAGUGACGCCCUGAAGGAGGUCACCAUCGAAUAUCGAUCGAUCAUGGAGAAGGUGAAGGCGGGGCAAGGCAAGGACGCGCGCGGCACCGAGCAGGCCUACCUCGCCGAUGAAGGCGGCCGCCGUGGGCGGUCGUCGUGGCGUGGGGGCGGCCGCCGAGGGCGGUCGUCCUGGCGUGGUCGUGGCGGUGGCCGCAGCGGCGGCCGCGGGGGCGGCGACAGCAGCGGAAAAGGCGGUGGCGGCGUCGAGGAGAGCAAGGGGAGUAGCUCUGGUGGGGCAGGUGGCGGCGGUACCGGGGACAAGAAGUUCCCGGACCGGUGCUUCAUGUGUGGCCGUUUCGGACACACACAACAGGACUGCACCACCAAGGAGAGCGACUACCUCCCGCAGUGCUCACACUGCGCAGGAUGGGGUCACAGCAAGGACAAGUGCGCGACGGAGGAGCCCGUCCUGGCGCAGAUCGUCCAUGCCGACAGCGACGCCAACCAGGCCUUCUGCGCGGCGCCGAGCCUGCCAGGCGAGUGUGGUGCUGUUGACCUAGGUCUAGUGGGGGUAACGGAACUAGGCCAGGAUGUCAUGGUGUACGUGGCUGAUACAGCAGCCACGUGCUCCAUGUUCCGAUGCGCAAACGCGUUCGUGAACUACCGCGAGUGUAGUGGUUGGGUCAAGGGGAUCGGAGGCAACAAGGCCCCCGUUCCUCUCAUAGGGUACGGAGACGAGACCGUAGUCUUUCUGACCGAAGGCGGUAGGGUACCAGUGCUAAUCCUGAACGCCGCUCAUGUGCCCGAGUCCCCCC
This is a messenger RNA of Ectocarpus sp. CCAP 1310/34, 1015 nucleotides long. Lineage: Eukaryota; Phaeophyceae; Ectocarpales; Ectocarpaceae. The record is from the annotation of a GenBank genome assembly.